Bacidia gigantensis is the source of this 1950-nucleotide messenger RNA. RefSeq lists its product as uncharacterized. Gene Ontology annotation, biological process: conjugation with cellular fusion. Gene Ontology annotation, molecular function: phosphatidylinositol binding; protein binding. NCBI's taxonomy places the organism in Eukaryota, Fungi, Ascomycota, Lecanoromycetes, Lecanorales, Ramalinaceae. Gene Ontology annotation, cellular component: mating projection tip. The record is from RefSeq and is a predicted model, not a curated record. Bases 1 to 1950 code for a protein of 649 amino acids. The transcript is spliced from 3 exons.
AUGAAGGCCAUACGACGCUCUUUGAAGGGCGAGAAAGAUACUCGACCGCUACAUACCUCAAUACCCGCCAAAUCCGCAAUUGCCAUACAACCGCCGAAGAAGUGGUCGCCGCGCCAGGUCAUAAAAGCAAAAUAUGACUACAACCCGAAUCCGGAACACACCCAAGGGUUGGCCUUUUCUAAGGGUGACUUCUUCCACGUCAUUAGCAGGGAGGACGACACGGAAUGGUAUGAAGCAUGCAACCCCAUAUCCGGCUCGAGGGGCCUUGUGCCGGUAUCUUAUUUCGAACAUGUCUUCAAAACGGAGAGGCAAAGUGGGGGGUCCGUUCAGUCCGCAGCGAGCAACGCAAUGCCGGCGCAAAUGGAUCAACCACAGUCGGAGAAAGCUGGCAGCGGCCAGCCAAGCUCAGGAUCAGUGGGGAGGAAAUCGGGACAGCAGAUACGCUUGUCAGCUUUAGGGAAGAGUACUGGAGCGAUGGUAUACGGCGUGGUAAUGUACGACUUCAAAGCGGAAAGGCCGGAUGAGCUGGCUGCAGAGGCAGGGGAAUCAAUCAUAAUAAUUGCACAGUCGAACCCGGAAUGGUUCGUGGCGAAGCCAAUCAAACGCCUUGGAGGGCCUGGACUGAUCCCUGUCACCUUCAUCGAGAUCCGGGAUAUGAACACUGGGGACGCCGUCGUUGAUCCCCAUGAGGCAGUCCAAAGGGCGGGUGUUCCGAAGGUGGAAGAAUGGAAGCGGCUCGCUGCAAAUUACAAGAACAGUAGCAUACCGCUCGGCAAGAUUUCAGAUGGGGGACUCUCCUCAACCCAGAAUGGUAUGGACCGGAUGAGCUUAAGCAGUCAACAUACCCCUGGCACGAACGGGGGCUUUCACCAAAGGCAACCGAGCCGAAACAUGCAGAACAAUCAUGACCGGCAAUCUCAGCGACUGAAUCUUGCGCCCACCUCUGCCACCAUCCCUCGAUACAUAUUCGAAAAUGAUAAGUACUGGUACAUUAUCGAGUGCCAAAUGGAGGACGGUCGCUGGUGGGAGCUUUCGCGGACGUACCAGAAAUUCUACGAUUUCCAGAUUGCGCUCCUUCAGCAAUUCCCAAAAGAGGCUCAAACCCCUCCGGGAGGCAAGCGAGUACUGCCUUUCAUGCCUGGCCCAGUCACGUACGUCACAGACGCGAUCUCGAAUGGCCGAAGAGAGAGUCUCAACACCUACGUCAAAGAGCUUCUAGCUCUUGCACCGUACAUAUCCCGCUGCGAUCUUGUCCGAGAACUAUUCAACCCUGGAGAUGGCGACUAUGAGCUCGACCCGGAUCGAGUCCAAGAGAACUUCCGGCACUCGGGCGAAUCUCAGUCAGACAUGACCGGUGAGCUCUCGCGGACUGCAUCGCGCCAAUCCUCUCAAGGUCGCAUGAAUGGCGGCGCAAAUGGUGGGCCCACCGCCAGUAUGAAUGGCUACGGGAACAUGGGGCCUCCGCCGCAAAAAGCGGCGCAACCAAACGGCCAGCAACCAGGACACUAUCGUGACGCAUCAGAUAUGAGCUACCACCACCCCGGGCACCAGCAACAAGACAUACGACCGCAGCCAUCUAACCUUACACAAGCAUCAUCCACCCAUUCCUCCGCUCUCAAUGCCUCCUCAACUUCCAUCAACAACCCUGCUCACUCGUCUUCAAACAACAAUGCCAGUAACAGUGGCGGUGCAACAGGCACGGGCAGCGCCAUGAAAAUCAAAGUGAACUUCCAAGACGAAACCAUCGUGAUCCGUGUGCCGUCAGACAUCAGCUUCUCAGCAUUAAGGGACAAAUGCAAGGACCGGCUGAAGAUCUCGGAGCGGGAAGAAGUCAUGCUCUCUUACCGUGACGAGCCCACAGGAGGAAAUUACGAGAUGCUGAGCGACCGUGACUUGGACAUGGCACUGAACCGAAACCAGCGCCUUUUGCUGACUGUCGCUUUUGUCUGA